UCAUUUCUUUUGUAUGCUGGAGUCUGAAAAGCUAAGCUCCAUAAAGAAUGACUUGCCCGGAAAUGACAUGAGUUUCCUCAAAGGGAUCAUCGAUUCUUUUGGUUCGAUCUUCUCCGCCGCCUCCUCCUCAUACGAGUCUCACCCAAACUCCGAUUCUCCUCCAAAUUCGUCAACCAUGGAAGGCAUAGCUGGACCUGGAGCUUCGGUCUCCAACGAGCGUGUUGCGUACAAGCUUAGGGGGUACUUCGAUUUGGCAAAGGAUGAGAUCGCCAAGGCUGUUAGGGCUGAAGAGUGGGGCUUAGUCGACGACGCCAUUGCUCACUAUAACAACGCCCAGAGAGUUCUCGUUGAAGCAACAUCCACUCCCGUGCCUUCCUAUAUCAGCCUCAGUGAGCGAGGGAAGGUCAAAUCUUAUCGCCAAAAAAUAUCAAAAUGGCAGGGUGAAGUUUCUGAAAGGUUACAGGCCUUAAGUAGGCGAGCAGGUGGCACGUCUGUAAGCAAAAGCACCUUAGAUCAUGUGCAGACUGCUGUAGUUAGACCAACGACAUCAAAUGCCAGAAAGCAUGUGUUACCCAAGUCUCCUCAUCCCACUACAAACAGACCCGAAAUAAGGAAUCAGAUUCAGACCAAUAAUAUUGUAAGCUCAAAACCUGUGCAAGAGACUGGUGGUGGUUAUGAUGCAAAAUUAGUGGAAAUGAUAAAUAGUGCUAUAGUGGAUAGAAGCCCUUCAGUUAAGUGGGAAGAUGUAGCCGGUCUUGAGAAGGUUAAGAAAACUUUGAUGGAGAUGGUUAUUUUACCAACUAAGAGAAGAGACUUGUUCACUGGUCUACGAAGGCCAGCUAGAGGUCUGCUUUUGUUUGGUCCACCUGGUAAUGGGAAGACCAUGCUUGCUAAGGCAGUUGCUUCAGAGUCCGAGGCAACAUUUUUUAAUGUAUCUGCUUCUUCACUGACAUCAAAAUGGGUAGGAGAGGCUGAAAAGCUUGUGCGAACCCUUUUCAUGGUUGCUAUAUCCAGACAGCCAUCAGUAAUUUUCAUGGAUGAAAUUGAUAGUAUCAUGUCAACAAGGCUUGCAAAUGAACAUGAUGCAAGCAGAAGGUUGAAGUCAGAGUUUUUAAUACAGUUUGAUGGGGUGACCUCUAAUCCUAAUGAUCUGGUAAUUGUGAUUGGUGCUACUAAUAAGCCACAAGAACUGGAUGAUGCGGUUCUUAGAAGACUGGUGAAGAGAGUGUACAUACCCUUACCAGAUUUAACAGCAAGGAGACUGCUUCUGAGGCACAAACUCAAGGGCCAAGCGUUUUCCUUACCAAGUGGAGAUCUUGAAAGACUCGCAAGAGAGACUGAAGGAUAUUCAGGAAGUGAUCUGCAAGCAUUGUGUGAAGAAGCUGCAAUGAUGCCUAUUAGGGAACUGGGUGAAAACAUUCUCACAAUCAAGGCAAAUCAGGUAAGACCACUAAGAUAUGAAGAUUUUCAGAAGGCAAUGACUGUAAUCAGGCCAAGCUUAAGCAAAAGCAAGUGGGAAGAGCUUGAACGCUGGAACGAGGACUUCGGCUCUAAUUGAAUGCCUAUUACAGGACUCUCUAUGGUUUAUAUGAUCAAAGCAGCCUUGUUUAUAUGCCGCCACCGGUACAAAGAACGAUGCUGAAAAGAGCCAGGAGGUGGGAUGUGAAAACCCAAAAGAAGGAAAAAGCAUAUCUAAUUGUGUACAUGGCACACACCUCGCCUCAAACUGGUCUCUGCCUGCUCUUAAUUCUUUGUAUUCUUUUGGGUAAGGUGUACUAUAUAUAUUUUGUAUAUUAUAAUCAUAGUUGGGUUUUCGACGCCGGAAGGCCAUUGUAGAUGCAUUGACAAAAUCUUUAAUGUACCAAGAAAUUGUAAAAUUUCCAAUAUUUUUCUCCGAGUGCCAA
Molecule: messenger RNA, 1904 nt
Organism: Prunus avium (sweet cherry)
Lineage: Eukaryota; Viridiplantae; Streptophyta; Magnoliopsida; Rosales; Rosaceae
Product: AAA-type ATPase family protein
Cellular component (GO): microtubule cytoskeleton
Molecular function (GO): ATP binding; ATP hydrolysis activity
Source: RefSeq, a predicted model, not a curated record